AUGGCUGAACAAGACCGCUACAACUCCCAUCUGGGGGUAAACACAGACAAGAUACCUACACCAAGCAUGCCCGCGACUUCGGGCGCGGAACAGGACCGCUUCGGUGGCUGGUUCUCCGGAAAGGGAGACAAGGCCACUGAAGCCGUCAAGGAGAACUUCCCUCGCGGCCCUGGAGCCGAGCAGGAGCGUUACGGCGGCUGGUUCGGCGGCGACAAGCUGCCCUCUUCCGAGAAGCUCGGCGAGCGGUUGCCUCACGUCUCCGGUGCCGAACAGGACCGUUACAACUCCCACUUUGGCGGCGACAGGCUCCCUUCUCUUGAUAAGUUGGGCGAUCGGUUACCGCAUGUCUCUGGAGCAGAGCAAGACAGGUACAACCGCUGGUUUGGCGGCGACAAGGGCCCGAGCGGUUCUUCCCUCAAGGACCACCUCCCUAACACUUCUGGUGCCGAGCAGGACCGGUAUGGAAGAUGGUUGGGAGGAAAGGGUGAGGAGGUUGCGGAGAAGAUAGAACACAGCCUUCCCAAGACCUCUGGUGCUGAACAGGACCGAUAUGGCGGGUGGUUUGGAGGUGACAAGUUGCCUUCUGCCUCUCAGGUGAAGAACGCCGUCCCCAAUGCAUCCGGAGCUGAGCAAGAUCGAUACGGAGCUCGGUUCGGAGGCAAGGCUCCCUCUGCUGAGGGCAUCUCCAGGAGGUUGCCGAGGACGUCGGGUGCCGAGCAGGACCGCUAUGGCACUCACUUCAGCCUGCACCCAACCAACCCCGUCAACAGUGCUACCACCACAACGGUCGGUCUGUUGCAGAACGCCCUCCUUCCCUCCUUUACACUCCAUGCUGGUCUCAGCACCGUCGCCUACGCCGUCGGCCGCUACACCAACCGAGCCGAGGCCAAGGAUUGGCUUUGGCCUUCUGGCCAAGUUGCCAACGCCUGGUGGACGGCCAUUGGAACUCGUGUAGUUUACGAUGGUCUUUCCGUCCCUUCUGCAUGGAACUCUCUCGGAUACUCUCAGAAGCUUCUUCUCACUGGUGUCAGCGCCUGGGGCCUGCGUCUCUUCUACCGCGUUGCGACCCGCAGCGUCAAGCGCGGCAAGGAUGACGCUCGGUACGUGGAGGCCAAGAAGAAGGACCCCAAGUUCUGGGACAAGGCCUUCUUCACCAUGUUCCUGCCCGAGGCUGCCUUCCAGGCCAUCAUUGCCCUGCCGUUCACGCUCCCCUUCCAGGCUCCUCUGACCAGCGCGCGCGCAUCGCCGUUCACCGAGUACCCCGAGAUCUUCCACAGCUUGGCUGUCUUCCUCUUCAGCUCCGGCCUCGCCCUCGAGACUUUGGCUGACAGCCAGCUCGAGUCCCACACUCGCAAGAGCAAGGACCUGAACCGCGAGGGAGUCUGGAGCAUCGUCCGCCACCCCAACUACCUGGGAGACGCCCUCUGCCACCUCUCUUUCCCCGUCCUCCUUUACAGCGCCGGUAUGCUGCACCCCCUCGCCGCCCUUGGUCCCAUCUUCAACUACAUCCUCCUCCGUUACCUCGGUGGCGACAAGGAGAACGAGGCUAGCCAGGAAGAGCGUUACGCCAAGGAGAACCCGCUCAAGUUCCAGCAGUUGCAGGAGUACAAGCGUACCAAGAACAGCUUCUGGCCGAGCUUCAGCGAGUACAACAACAAGUGGGUGUGGACUGUUGCCGCGGCUGGUGCCGUUGGCGUUGCCGUCGAGAGGGGUUUGCUCGCGUUGUUCAACAACUAA
This is a messenger RNA of Colletotrichum truncatum, 1737 nucleotides long. Its product is annotated as DUF1295 domain protein. Lineage: Eukaryota; Fungi; Ascomycota; Sordariomycetes; Glomerellales; Glomerellaceae. The record is from RefSeq and is a predicted model, not a curated record. Gene Ontology annotation, cellular component: membrane.